Molecule: messenger RNA, 1071 nt
Organism: Aegilops tauschii subsp. strangulata
Lineage: Eukaryota; Viridiplantae; Streptophyta; Magnoliopsida; Poales; Poaceae
Source: RefSeq, a predicted model, not a curated record
UGUUUUUUUAUAUAUCUAGUCAAAUGUCGAAGUUGUCCUCCAGACAAGUGGGGCGGUCUGUGGGACACGCAUCAGAUGGUGUUGGACGGACCUGAUCGGUCGGGACCUAAACAACGACGUCCGUGUGUUAGAAGACGUGUCAAACGUGAGACGCGUCGACGAUGGGCCUGAUCGAUCGGGACCUAAACCCCCCUCUUUUCAUACGGAGCUUUCGCCUCGCUUGGCUUGCUACGCACACGUCGCGUCCAGCACGAGCUCUCUUCUCGGCCCCGAAUAUAUAUCACCCACCACACCAACACUGUCAGUUUCAGGGCCAUCAACACCACCACUGCACUGAUACCCCCAGCAGCUACUUCCAGGAUAGUGCUGCUUCCCACUACCAGUAGCUCCCACCUCCCAGCUAGAGUAGUUCGAAGAAGCACCCGGCGCCGAGUCGGCCACCUCACUACUCGCCACCAAGAAAGAAUGUGCCUGGAGUUCGGCUCGUGCUUCGGCGGCCGCAGACGGGACGACUACGGCCGCAGCAGAGGGAACGCCAACUGGUCGUCGCCGGCGUACCAGCAGCCGCCCACCGUCGUCGUCCGCGAAGGCCGGCCAAAAGCCGACCACGGCGACGCUGCCGGCCAGGGCGGGUACGCCGACUGGCAAGACAAGGCUGGCAGCGAGACGCCGCAGAAGCUUCCCGCAUGGCAAAACAAGGUCGGCGACGACGCCGGCAACGGCGCAUACACAUACACGCCGCGCCCCCAUGAGGCUGCGGCUGAUCAUAGGGAGCACGCUGGCAUGGAUUGCCACCAGUACCCAACCACUACCGCCACUCUCGCAAGUCGUCUUCCGAUCUGUUGAAAGGCGCCUGGAAAACUGUGUGUGAGGAACCGGAGGCCGUGGAUUUUGACACAGAGCCUCCAUGUUUCGUGCGGCAGGGAGAAGGUCCAGCAGCUCCAGGAAGCUUUUGAUGGUAGAUGGUUUUACUUUCACCAGUCUGUUUGUGUAGUUGCUUGUACUUCAGCAGUGGGUGCUUUUGCCUUGUAUCAUAUAUAAUCUAGUGAAAGAAAGCACUGUUAAAUCUCA